AUGACAGAGGCUGUUGAACCUGCCAUUAUGGAUGACAAAAAUACGGAACACACUGGAAACGGCAACAACGAUGAUCUCGAUGAAUUGCGUACUGUUCGUGGUGAGGGAAGGUAUUUUGGUGUCUUGGAGCAAAUGGGUGAAUUGAUUAAUGACGAGCCAAGAUGUAAUAAUUGUCAAGAGAAAGGUCACUUCAAAAUAAACUGUCCUCAUAAAAUUUGUAAAUUUUGUGGUCAAAUAGACGACCAUGAUUCUCAAAACUGUAAUAAAUCAAUACACUGCACUAUUUGCCAAGGUUAUGGCCAUUACAGAACCCAUUGUCCUCAGAAAUGGAAAAAAAUAGUUUGUCACAUUUGUAAUGCAAAGACUCAUACUGAAGGAGACUGUCCAACUGUGUGGAGGUCAUAUGUACUGAAAUCUUCGAACAACGUUGAGAACGAAUCCAUAUCUAUGGCUUCUGUUUAUUGUUACAAUUGUGGGUUGAACGGACACUUUGGCGAUGAUUGUAAUCAAAUGAGAUCAUCAAGGGUACCCAAUGAUGAUGGUAGUGCAUUUUCAGGUGAUAAUUUAUCGAGGCCUUUGAAAAAAGAGUAUUACAGAACUUUGUCACGAGAAAGAGGCACCACAGGACAUCAUACACAUCAUAGUUACCAUAAUCAAUACGAGCCACCUUCAAGAAUAAACGAUACUUAUACAUCAUAUAACAAUCAACCAUCGCAUUAUAGUGGAUAUAAUAGUUAUAAUUCCGGUUAUCAAGAUCAUAAUUCUGGGUACUACAACAAUUCACAUCAAAAUCAUAGUUAUAACACAACAAUGUAUGAACCACAACAUCAACUU
Molecule: messenger RNA, 834 nt
Organism: Vanderwaltozyma polyspora DSM 70294
Lineage: Eukaryota; Fungi; Ascomycota; Saccharomycetes; Saccharomycetales; Saccharomycetaceae
Gene: AIR1
Product: TRAMP complex RNA-binding subunit
Exons: 1
Biological process (GO): polyadenylation-dependent RNA catabolic process
Molecular function (GO): nucleic acid binding; zinc ion binding
Source: RefSeq, a predicted model, not a curated record